CCCUUAAUAUAGAGACUUGGCAUCUGUUGGUGAAGAAAGGAUGAAUGGUUGAGGCUGGUGGCCAUGAGGCCGAGGAAAGAGAUGGUUCCAUACGAGAACCAGAGGGCUUCAACCACCAACUGCUGCUCUUCAAAGUCUGGUUUCUUUCAAAGGGAAAGCACCCCCUCUUUCUUCCCUCUCCCCUACUCCUGUGAUCUUCCUUUUCUGUCACAAUGCUUCUGUUUUUCUCAUAACUCCUCUGUUCAUCUUUUGUUUCUUUGCUUUCUUUUUCUCUGGGGAGUUUUCGUGAUUUGACAUCUGGGUUAUGCUUGAUGGGUCUUCGGCUUUUUAUCUCUUUCCUCGAUGAAUUGGCCUCUGACAUUCAGUUGGACGUGCUCCUCUCUCUCUACUUUCUUUUAUUGCUUUUGCCACUUUGUGAUGGCUAUUUUCUGCGAUGCUUCUGUGCCUCCGUCGCACCAGUUACAAAUAUGUCCCUCCCCGACAAAUUACUUGACAAGAACGUCUGUCUGUGACUGUGAGUGUUUGCUUAAAAGUUUUCGCAGAUCCCACAGAAAAUAUCUUAUACUGUGUUUUGUCAAGAAAAUUUCUCAUACUUUUGGAAAGGCCACAGGAGGAGAGAUUUUUCAUUGUGAUUGUUUGAUGGUACUGUUCUCGUAGGGUUUUGGUGGUUGAGGCUCGGUCUGAUUCGGGCUUUUCUUUCUAGAGAUUUUCUAGUCAUGGAGGGAAAUACAGGCAGUGGGAGUACUGUUAAGUUAAACCGAUGGCUGAAAAUGAUUUUCCAGUAUUGAGAAAAUCAUUUCACUACAUAACAGGCUUUGAAACUAGCCCACGAUUUCGUUUCGUAUCUAUGAACGUUAGGAACUUAACGUGCAAGAGAUUGGGAUGAAGCCAAAUUGAAUUUUCAGCAGUUUCAGAAACUGAUUGAUGUAUUCAAGAACCCUCAAACUCUUCUUUUAGAAUACAACCAAGUUAUUUCUAAAUCUGUUAAGGAUGUAUGUGUGCUUUUACUGAAUCUUUAACUUUUCCGUCUCUGCCGCAGACAAAAGAAAUGUGAAAAGAAUUCAGGUUCACAUUUGGCGGCAGCCAACGUUCUUAUAGCACUUGACACCGCCUUACUAAAAUGAAAAAUAUGCAGAAGAGCUCACACGAGUUAUGCGUGCUUCACAUUUGAAUAUUUUUAUACACGACAUAAAGUUUAUAAAGUUAAUAAUUGCCUCUUUUUCAGCCGUCUUGAAUGGGAAUUGAACUCACCUCUACGCAGAGCGGCGUGAAUCCGACUCAAUCUUUUCGGGAGAGACAAAAAAAUAUUCUUAAAAGAGUCUCGCAUAACCUUCAAUGUAUUAUGUGCAUAUCUGUAAAUUUGCUGCUGAGAAAACAGACUUGUAUAAAUCUCCACUCCAGAGACGCAGUUUGAGGCUUGUGGUUUCUGGGUAGCUAGCCAUUUAGAGCAUGCAUUGAAACGCGGUUACAGAGUACCAGCGACACGCCUUUAAUUGCAGAAAGUUUCCUUCUUUGUUCUCUAGGAACUCUGCACUGCAUUCCUUGUCCUCAGUCGAGUUCUCAUUCUCUUUCUGUAUUUAUAGCAAGUUACUGUUACAUGUGGGCAGUGGCGGCCUUUUUAUGGUAGUAGACCUCCUCCAACUCUUGCCUUGAAACUUCUGUUCCAUGUUAAAACAGUGAAGGUAGUACGCUCUCUAUCAUCAUCUCUUAUCUUUUCCUUUUCCCUUCUUACUUCCAAGUUCCAACAACUUUGGCUCCAGUACCUCUCUCUCUUUAUAUCUGUGGUACAGAUGCACACAAACACAUAAAUCCACAUGUUAAAGGGACCAGUGCAGUUUCUUUUCACAUUCUCACUCUUCUAACGAGCGUUUAUAAGGAUACAACACUUGUCUAUCUUUGCUGUUCUCAUCUUUUCUUUUGAGAAGAUUGUAACAACAUACCAGUGUUUUAGCUGCUUUUAAAUGUUGAUGGUUCAAACUUCAAAGCCUGGAUUUCGAAAAGGAAGCACACAGCAAUCAUAGGGGGAGUAUGCUUUCUGCAAUUAGGGUAGUGCCCGGAAACUUUUCCUAACAAUGUGAACAAAAGACGACCUAUGAAACCCAAGUCCCAGAGGAGUCCUGCUGUUGUGGGCAGUCAUCAAUUUGCGCUCAGCUGAGGAGCUCGAAGCCCUUAGCCAAGAAGACUGAUGGAGGAAGAGCAAGAGGUGGAGUCCUCAAGGAAGCCUGAGAAGAAGGUAGAGGAUUCUUUGUUUGUGAAGGUUAACAUGGACGGGUUCCCCAUCGGUCGGAAGGUCGAUCUCAGGGCCUACGACAGUUAUGAGUCGCUGUCUCAAGGGCUUCAACAGUUGUUCAGCAGAUUCUUAGACGUGGAGAUCAAAAUGGAAAAGGAUGCUGGUGAGCACGUUCUUGUCUAUGAAGACAGUGAGGGAGACCGUUUGCUAGUUGAGGACGUGCCAUGGGAGACCUUCGUGAACUCAGUGAAGAGGCUUUGGAUCGUCAGUGGCUCUGAAGCACCAGCUACCGUCACAAGAAGAUCCACCAAGUAUGAUUGAUGGUAAUGAAGUUAGUGGUUCUUCAAAUAAAGAGAGAGGGAGAGAUUUUGUUAAUAUCAUUUUGCUGUGCUAUUCUCAAGCUUGUUCUGUGGAUGCCUCCCUCUAUGUGUUUAUGGGGAAUUGUAUGCUUUUGAUGAACAUUCAAGCUUGUAUAGGCCAUCAUAACUCUUCUUAAUACAACCAAGGCCAGUUAUUUGUGAUCUUCAACUCCUAGU
Molecule: messenger RNA, 2766 nt
Organism: Nymphaea colorata (pocket water lily)
Lineage: Eukaryota; Viridiplantae; Streptophyta; Magnoliopsida; Nymphaeales; Nymphaeaceae
Product: auxin-responsive protein IAA28-like
Exons: 5
Coding region: 2186-2551 (121 amino acids)
Biological process (GO): regulation of DNA-templated transcription
Cellular component (GO): nucleus
Molecular function (GO): protein binding
Source: RefSeq, a predicted model, not a curated record